This is a messenger RNA of Teleopsis dalmanni, 2445 nucleotides long. RefSeq names its product protein lap4 (gene dysc). Gene Ontology annotation, molecular function: protein binding. Gene Ontology annotation, cellular component: stereocilia ankle link complex; cilium; stereocilium tip. The coding region runs from base 439 to 2445 and encodes 668 amino acids. The record is from RefSeq and is a predicted model, not a curated record. Lineage: Eukaryota; Metazoa; Arthropoda; Insecta; Diptera; Diopsidae. The transcript is spliced from 9 exons.
GCGUGUUCGACAUAUUUUUACCCCCUUUUUUAAUUUUAUUUUGUGGAUAUUUUAUUUGAUUUUUAAAAAUCAUUUUAUCGCUGUUGUCCUCAUUUUUGUUGCUGCUUUGCCAGUGCAGACGUGAAUUGCUUUUACAACUUUUGACACGAAUGACCAAAUAAAACUAGCGACAUUAGUGGCAACAACAUUUAUUUACAUACUAAGAAACGUGUCAACGGCAGGCAAAGUAAAGCACGCAAAAACUCAUAUAGAAGGAAGGAAGGCAGGAAGCUUACAAGGAAGCAUCCUGUCGUAUUAAAAACAUAAAAGUAGCAACAACGAAAACUCAGCGAACGAUAAGCAUAACACAAUCCAAAGGAAGAAUAACAGAAUAUCAUCGCAACUACACUGUCGCAGAUUUAAUGAAUCCUUAGAAUUUAAAUCAGUUCUAAACGUGUUAUGCGCCUUGGGGGAGUUGGCAUACCAUACGACGGCGACCCCCUGACAAUGAGCGCAGCUGGCAAUGAUUAUGCUGAAUUAUGCGAACUUGGACCUACACGAUGGAGUUCACGUGGCUAUUAUCAUGCACCAACUGCGCACAGUUCUUCCCUUCAUCCUAGCGUUCUACAACCCCAAUCAUCUUCAAGUGUGCCUACUGGAAGUUCAACAGGUUUGGCUUCACAUCAUUUACGUAGUACUAGCAGUUACGAAGCCGAAGAUAUUGGCAUCUCAUAUGGUAUGAUAGGUCCAGCACCACCUGGUUUCAAUUUGAGUGGUACAUACGGUGUGGGACCACGUAAUAGCACAAGUUCAUUGCGUGGUGGUCGUUCCGGUUUGUACUAUUCACCACCGGGAACUUCAUAUACAAUAGUUGAACGACCGCACUCGCCGCAUUACUAUUAUAAUUCGGCGGGUGUACCAACAAAGGGAGGAUCAUUGCCAGGACGCGGCUCUGCAUAUCUAUCGUCACCAUCAAGUCUAAUGGCAGCUGGUGGUGGUAGCGGUACACUACCAAAUUCUACAGCUGCAACCGGUGUGAGUGGGCGGCAUACAAUGAAUGGCAACAAAAAACGGCCGAUAUCACCCGAACAAGUGUUGCGCAUGUUUGGUGCAACACAAUCAUCUUCAGUUCCUACAAGUAGUUAUCACUAUAGUAAUGGUAUACGUGGGGAUCGCACGGGGCGUCGCAGUCCAGCUAGCAGUCCGCCGUCAACAACACAUCAGAUAUACCGUGAACGCGAUCGAGACCGAAGUGUACCAAACAUUCAUGAAUUAACGACGCGAACUGUAACAAUGUCACGUGAUCAGCAAAUAGAUCAUGGCUUUGGUAUUUGUGUUAAAGGAGGCAAAGACUCAGGAUUAGGUGUUUAUAUAUCACGCAUCGAAGAAAAUUCAGUAGCGGAAAGGGCUGGUCUGCGGCCUGGUGAUACAAUCCUAGAAGUUAAUGGUACGCCUUUUACUUCAAUAAAUCACGAAGAAGCACUGAAGAGAUGUGUGCAGAUAUUGAAAUCAUCACGUCAAAUCAGUAUGACGGUGCGUUCACCCCCGACACUUAAUUCAACGGCACCCUUGCAUGGUUUUGGGCCACCUUCACGGGAUCCAAUGUAUGCUUCGAUGGCUCCCCUGCUGCCACAGAAUGCUGCGCAAACAGGUGCAUUACCACCAGGUGCAUCUGGUGGUUUACCAUUUCGUCAAACAUGUUCCUGGAUGGACCGACAUGGGCGUCCCGCAUCACCGCCUAUGGAAUAUGGCGGCCGACGUAGUGAACGUAGAGAUAGAAUUCGAAGAGUUGAAUUACUCAUCGAACCGGGCCAAUCAUUAGGUCUAAUGAUACGUGGUGGUGUUGAAUAUGGACUUGGUAUUUUUGUUACUGGCGUUGAUAAAGAUAGUGUAGCUGAUCGCGCUGGUUUAAUGGUAGGCGAUGAAAUACUAGAAGUGAAUGGUCAAUCAUUUCUUGAUGUGACCCAUGAUGAGGCUGUUAGUCAGUUAAAAUAUCACAAACGUAUGUCUCUUGUGAUACGUGAUGUUGGUAAAGUGCCACAUUCCUGCACAUCGAUUGAAAUGGAACCUUGGGAUGCGUAUAGUCCAACGGGGACAAGAGCGCGUCGGAAAGGUCCAAUAAGCGCAAUGGUAGAGGAGAAAGCACUUUCCCUCCUAUCACGUCAUCAAUUUGCAAGUCUUUCGUAUUAUAUUGCUGAAUAUUGUGCGAGAGCAAUGACCAUAGAUGCCUUUGUAGCCGUCUUACUUGAGAUGUUGGACACAUACGAAAAACAUACGUUAGUGACGGAAAUACGUGAACUAAUAUAUCCUGAGGAUCGUUCUAGAUAUGAUGAGCUUGUUUAUCGUAGAGAUCGAGACCCAUAUAGUGUGGAUAGACACAGGCGUAAAGGAGAAUCAGCCGCUCGUGAUUUGCCGGUAAGCUUUUUAGAAGAUUUAUUCUACGACACAGACACUAUAUACACUUAA